Molecule: messenger RNA, 1759 nt
Organism: Fundulus heteroclitus (mummichog)
Lineage: Eukaryota; Metazoa; Chordata; Actinopteri; Cyprinodontiformes; Fundulidae
Product: Fc receptor-like protein 5
Exons: 9
Coding region: 20-1759 (579 amino acids)
Biological process (GO): cell surface receptor signaling pathway
Molecular function (GO): transmembrane signaling receptor activity
Source: RefSeq, a predicted model, not a curated record
AGCAGGUCUGGAUGUGAGGAUGGAGAACGCUCUGCUCUGCAUGCUGGCCUUUUUCUUGCUCAGUGCUCUCAUCUAUGAUCAUGCUAAUGCAGCUCAGACUGAACCAGGAAGGAGAGCCGGCGCUGUAAAGGAUUCCAUCACGGCCUCAGUGUCUCUGCAACCCAACUGGUCUGAGAUAUUCAGAGGAGAGACAGUCACUCUGAGAUGUGAGAUCCAGGGAGGUGGAGGAGCUCAGUGGACGUAUGAAUGGAGCUCAGCCAACAGAAACUCUCCAUCAUCCAGUGAAUACAGGAUCAUCAGCGUCUCUGAGUCUGAUAGUGGAGACUACAGCUGUAUGGGUAGAAGAUGCUGUGAGUGCACAGGAUGGAGCUCUGCCUUCAGACUGACAGUGAGAUCAGAUAAACCUAGAGCCACGCUGACAGCAGAGAAAACAAUCCUACCAGCAGGGGGCAGUGUAGCACUACGAUGCUCUGUGUCCAGCUCUGCUGGCUGGAAGUUUGACUGGUUCAGACAGGAGUCAGUGUCUUCUCUAGCUCAGCUCAUCAGAACCAAUGAACCAGAUGGAGUCCUCAGAGUCUCAGAGGGAGGUGUGUACAGCUGCAGAGGAGGAAGAGGAGAUCCAGCUUUCUACACUGAAACCAGCACAGAGGUCACCAUUCAGGAAACUGUUUCCAUUAAACCCACUGUGACCCUGCAACCCAACUGGUCUGAGAUAUUCAGAGGAGAGACAGUCACUCUGAGAUGUGAGAUCCAGGGAUGUGGAGGAGCUCAGUGGACGUAUGGAUGGAGCCCAACCACCAGAAACUCUCCAUCAUCCAGUGAAUACAGGAUCAACAGCAUCACUGAGUCUGAUAGUGGAGACUACUGGUGUACGGGUAGAAGAGGCUAUCAGAUAACAGAAUGGAGUGAUGCCUUCAGACUGACAGUGAGAUCAGAUAAACCUAGAGCCUCACUGUCACCAGAGAAAACAAUCCUACCAGCAGGGGGCAGUGUAGCACUGCGGUGCUCUGUGUCCAGCUCUGCUGGCUGGAAGUAUGACUGGUUCAGACAGGAGUCAGUGUCUUCUCCAGCUCAUCUCAUCAGAACCAAUGAACCAGAUGGAGUCCUCAGAGUCUCAGAGGGAGGUGUGUACAGCUGCAGAGGAGGAAGAGGAGAUCCAGCUUUCUACACUGAAACCAGCACAGAGGUCACCAUUCAGGAAACUGUUUCCAUUAAACCUACUGUGACCCUGCAACCCAACUGGUCUGAGAUAUUCAGAGGAGAGACAGUCACUCUGAGAUGUGAGAUCCAGGGAGUUGGAGGAACUCAGUGGACGUAUGAAUGGAGACCAACCACCAGAAACUCUCCAUCAUCCAGUGAAUACAGAAUCAUCAGCAUCACUGAGUCUGAUAGUGGAGACUACUGGUGUAUGGGUAGAAGAGGCUAUCAGAUAACAGGAUGGAGUGAUGCCUUCAGACUGACAGUGAGAUCAGAUAAACCCAGAGCCAGACUGACAGCAAAUAGACCAAUCAUACCAGCAGGGGGCAGUGUAGCACUACGAUGCUCUGUGUCCAGCUCUGCUGGCUGGAAGUUUGAUUGGUUCAGACAGGAGUCAGUGUCUUCUCUAGCUCAGCUCAUCAGAACCAAUGAACCAGAUGGAGUCCUCAGAGUCUCAGAGGGAGGUGUGUACAGCUGCAGAGGAGGAAGAGGAGAUCCAGCUUUCUACACUGAAACCAGCACAGAGGUCACCAUUCAGGAAACCGGCGAGUUUAGUUUCUGA